Racocetra fulgida is the source of this 253-nucleotide messenger RNA. The record is from the annotation of a GenBank genome assembly. Lineage: Eukaryota; Fungi; Glomeromycota; Glomeromycetes; Diversisporales; Gigasporaceae.
AUGUCCUCAACUCCAGUCUCUGUUCAACUUAUAGGACAACCCGUGGAGAGCAUGAAAGAAGGAACUAACAGUGAGCAUAUUAAUCUCAAGGUGGUUGAAGACCGUAAUGAGAUGUUCUUUAAAAUUAAGCGAACAACACAAUUGAAAAAGCUAAUGGACGCUUUUUGUGAAAAACAAACCAGGGAUGUUAAGUCAUUUCGUUUCCUUUAUGAUGGUGCUCGCAUACAGGCUCAUGAUACUCCGCUUGAGGCAU